AUGACGUCGCCAUCUCUCACGCAGCCUGGACCAGCGAAGCUCAAGGCACGCACUGACUUCUCUGUAACACUAGAAGUCCCACCUUCUACUAUCAAUUCUUCUUGGUAUCGUUAUGAAUACAAAGAAGCAGGUUCAACGUGGGAGAAGAAUGCACAACACGUGGAUGCAAUGAAAGGAGCAUCUGAAGUGAUAUUGGAUGAUUUGAAUCCUACUAGCACGUAUCAAGUACGUGUCUAUGAGGUUGUUAUGGAUUCUAAUGGGACUACAGAACAUUUGUCAAAACCGAGUCAAAUUGCUGCUGUGGACACGGAUGUACCAGGAUGUGGACCUGAUUCAAAUGUGAAUUGUACCUGUACAAUUCAAUGA
Peronospora belbahrii is the source of this 366-nucleotide messenger RNA. The record is from the annotation of a GenBank genome assembly. Lineage: Eukaryota; Oomycota; Peronosporomycetes; Peronosporales; Peronosporaceae.